Molecule: messenger RNA, 1758 nt
Organism: Apis mellifera (honey bee)
Lineage: Eukaryota; Metazoa; Arthropoda; Insecta; Hymenoptera; Apidae
Exons: 2
Coding region: 675-1187 (170 amino acids)
Source: RefSeq, a predicted model, not a curated record
AGGUUUUUCCAUAUAUAUAUAUAUGGAAUAUUUUUCACCCUGUUUCCAAUUACGUGAACGUGCAAAGUUACGCCACGACAUCAAGGUGAUCUACUCAACAAGAUGUAUAGUUUCUAAGUUUGGUAGACUCGAUAUUACAAGAAAUGAAAUUGAUCGGCGAUUAACUUUUGAUUCGACGUAAUGUACUCCGACAAUAUAAAAGUUGCUAGAUUUAAAGAAAAAUGCAAAGAAAAAAGAUACCUGUGUACAUGGGAGAAAAGCUGGGAGACGGUCUCGAACGCCUGGCAACGAAUUUCCAGCAUAUCUUCGCCUUCCAUCGACCAGGAUUGCGCCAGUUCGGCGGCCAAGACUAUGUAAGGAAUUAAUUACGAGCCGGUCUCGCUUUCGAUUCCCGAUUAUUUCGAUGAAUCGCUCGUUUCCUCACCGCAAUUCGCCGCAAUCGUAUUGCGCAAGUCGGCGGCAAUGAAACGUAUAGUUGCGCGAUAAAUGACGGAUACGAGGGUGGUAAUCUUUCCGUUUCCUCAACGUCAACGUCGGUUUUCGAAAUUCUUUGCCAAUGUCGUGUAUAAAACGUGUAUGCUCGCGCGGAGAUCCUCUAGUGGGAUCUUUUCAAUAAUUCUUUCGCCGGGCAUCAGAGGCAUUCGUUAUGAAGUUUCAUUGUCUGUUGGUGAGUGAUGUUAUUUAUUCGAAUUAAGUUUUUGCAUCAAUAUCGCAAAAAUUUUCCCCAUAAAGAAAAUUCUCGAUCUUUCGAAACAAGGAUUUAUCUUGGUAAAACUUGGUUCCAGUUGUGUCUUGCGACGAUUGUCGUUUGCCAAGCAAGGAGAAUACCGAGAAUACCUCAACAUCCGUAUUUUCCCAAUUUCCAACAACACGUUUAUCAGCCACGCAAUUAUCCGAACGAAUUGCUAGGGGACCAGCAUAUCGGGCCGCCUUUCUUCGGGAAUUAUAGAACGCAAGAAGGGAAUACGGGCGGAGGGAACACGGGGAGAGAAGAAGGCGUGGGACAGGAUUAUUACGAUCAUCGAAUUCCGAUCGACGGUCAACCGAAUUUCCUUCAUCCUUUCGCGGCAGUCCCGUUCGACGAUAUCCAUGUGAACAAUGGGGACUUCAGGGGCCGAGACAUCGACUCGCCCCAUCGAUACGAACGAUUCAACCAUCCGCCCAAUUAUAAUAAUCACCAAUUGUAAUAAAAUUCUUUUCUUUAUACGAAGAAUUGAACGAAGAAAUAGAAAUUGAAUCGCAAUCGAAUCAAUCGAGUAGAGCUAGCAAUCUCUUUAUUUCUCCUCUUCUCUUUACUCCUUUAUAAUUCAAUAUAUAUAUAAUAUAUAUUGAACGUUAUAUCGUUAUAAUAUAAGUUAAUAUAAUAAUUUGUGUAAAUAACGUUAUUAUUAAGAAAGAAAACAACGACGUGAUAAUGAUUAACGCUAGGCUCCCCUUUCUCGUCGAUUUUCUCAUUUACACUUUAAUAUUUACAAUGCUUUGUUUUCUUUUUUUUUUUUUUUGGCUCACGCUGUUUUAUUUUUAUUUUCUUUUUUCUCUUUCUUUUUUUUUUUUUACGACUUUGGACCAUUCGGUACCGUUUCGAGACGGAGGAGAGAAAAAAGAACGAAUCCUCGAAACGGGUACCUUCUCGAUCUGUAAGAUCGUUCCAUGAUCGAGGCUCUAUCUCUAAGGCUCUAAUAAAGGCGGCCGGUGUUGGUUUGCGCCAUAAUUGGCUUUCCAUAAUUCACUCUAUCCGGCCGUAAAAAAAAAAAAAAA